AGAACUGCGCUCGUUGCCGCUCGAGGGAAGACUGCUGUGUUUGUUUUGAUGUAAAUUAAAAGAUACAAAAUAUGGCUUAAUUUAAAAAAAGGUAACGUUACUCCAGCAAUGUAAAUGUUACGGAAACGGUGUUAAAUAAUGUUAGAAUAUUGAAAUAGGGCCCACAUUCUUAUUUGUUUUUAGAAAACAAAGCGACAUACAAGCAGGCUGACUAGUUUUCAAGGCAUUCAGUGCACAGAAACCUGUCAACUACUAUGCUAUUCUGAUCCAGUCUGAUCCAAAUGAUUGUAAUGAUGGAGCAUGUUAAAGAGGAGACUGAUGCUGAAUCAUUCAACAUUAAAGAGGAGACUGAUGGUGAAUCCUUCACAGUUAAAGAGGAGACUGAUGGUGAAUCCUUCACAAUUAAAGAGGAGACUGAUGCUGAAUCAUUUACAAUAACAGCUGAAAAUACUGAAGAACAAAAAGGUACUGAUCAAUGGAGGCUGGAAGUGAAAUAUCUGGAGAUGAAAGAAAAUUCUGUUUUAUCUUUACAAAACUACCCUUUCGCAAGCCGUUCAGAUGAAGAAAAAAUAAGGAUCAAGGAGCUUGGACCAGAUCAACCCAACUUGAAUAUUCAGCAGCAAUCAAGUGAUCGCGGUCGCCCUUACACUCGGUCGUUUUCCAGGACAACUUAUGGCAAACGGAAUUGGCUGGCUGGAUGCGAUGUGAGUCACGCAUUUUACUGUUUUCCUUGUUUAUUGUUUCAAAGUCCAGGCACGGAGACAUUGUGGACUACGAAAGGUUUUCGCGACUUAAAACACCUGUCCGAAAGGUGCAAGCGACACGAAAGUAGCCGGAGCCAUCUUGAGAAUGCUAUGAAGCUUCAGUUUUUUGGGAAGCUUAGCAUUGCUGAACAGCUAGACGAAGGCUACAGGAUAGGCAUUAAAAGACACAAUGAGGAGGUUACUAAAAAUCGACACAUCUUGUCCAGAAUUAUAGACUGCGUGAAAUUUUGUGGUGCCUUCGAGCUGGCUUUGCACGGACACGAUGGGAGCUCCGAUAAUCCCGGGAUUUUCCGUGGCUUGGUCGAUUUUGUUGCUUCCCUCGACGGAGUCUUAAAAGAGCAACUUGAGAAUGCCGCCGUGUUCAAGGGAACUUUGGAAACCAUGCAGAACGAGUUGUUGGACUGUAUGUUGUCUGUUGUGAGAGAACACAUAAUUCAGGAGGCACAGACCAGCGCCUUUCUUUCUAUUCAGGUUGACGAGACCGUUGAUAUUGCAACACAACUUGUGCUUGUGCUGCGCUACAUUGAUGCCAAAAGCAACGUACAGGAGAGGUUUUUUGCGUUUAUUCCUCUAAAUUCAACUACGGCUGAUUCCAUCGCUACAGCACUAAAAGAGCAUCUGGAGGUAAUCCUUCCCGUGGAUCAGAAGAGUAAGCUCAUCUCCCAAGCCUAUGAUGGAUCCAGCGCGUUGAGGGGUGUUCAACGAAAGAUUCAAGAUGUGUACCCUAAUGCCCAUUACAUCCACUGCUACGCACAUCAGCUCGAUCAAAUAGUGCAACAGGCCACAUCUUACAUACCCAAAGUGAGAAUUUUUUUUUCUGACCUUGAAGGAUUUGCCAGCUUUUUUACGAGAUCAACCAAGCGCACUGAUGUUCUUGAUAAAGUAGUUGCCCGUAGACUACCAACAUCAAGUGGCGUUCGAUGGAACCACAGCCGCCCCAUCGAUAUAGUGUUUGAGCACAGAGAGGACCUCAUCCGCUGUUUUGAAACUAUUAGAGACUCGAGUGGCUUUGACCCUGUUUCCAUUAGAGAGGCGGUAGCAUUGGCCAUGCUGCUGGAGGAUCAGGAUUUUACGUUUUUGCUGCAACUUUUUCAUAAGGUCAUGCCACACGUUGACCUCUUUUAUGCUAAACUUCAAAAGAAGGACAUAGAUUCAGUCCACAUUAAAGGAAGCAUUGAGCAGUUCCAGCUGGACAUACAGAAUGUCAGAAAUUCUUUUCAUUCCCUGGUUGACCAAAGCAGUGAAGGUGGUUCUCGACCGAAGAGACGGCGGUCGCUCAAUCCAGAAGGGGUUGCAGCAGAGGUCUGUGAUGCCAUACUCAAACACACCAAGGAACGGUUCUUCUUCACAAACCACCUUGUCAGUGCCACCUUGCUACAAGCAGACAGGUUCGCAGAGUACACAAAUGUGUUUCCCGAAGAUGCAGUAAGUAAGACUUUGAAGGCUUAUCCAGUGCUCUGUGGGAGUAAGCUGAAGACAGAGCUCAGUCUCAUCUACCACAAAGAAGAGUUUAGAAGCUGUUGUGGUGCUGUGGACUUACUCCGGCUGUUUAUGGAAAACAGUCUUGAAGAGGUUUUUUCGGAGACGGUCACUCUUCUAAAGAUCCUCAUCACCACACCCAUGACCACAGGAGAAGCUGAGAGGUGCUUCUCAACUUUAAAAAGAAUUAAGACUUUUUUGAGAAAUAACGUGACUCAGGAGAGGCUGAAUGCCUUGGCCAUGUUAUCAAUGGAAAAGAGACUGGUGACUGAGAUAAAUGACUUUAACCAGAAGGUUAUUGAAAAAUUUGCAAGCCUGAAAGAAAGAGCAAACUUUCUUUUCAAAUAAAGUCAUUAUGCUACUUAACUGUGUGUGUGUGUGCGUGCGUGUGGUGCGUGCGUGCGUGGGUGCGCGUGUGUAUGUUUAAUAGUUACUUCUUUAUUGAUAAUAAACCCCUAUUGAACUAUUGAACUGAA
This is a messenger RNA of Misgurnus anguillicaudatus (oriental weatherfish), 2719 nucleotides long. RefSeq names its product zinc finger MYM-type protein 1. NCBI's taxonomy places the organism in Eukaryota, Metazoa, Chordata, Actinopteri, Cypriniformes, Cobitidae. Gene Ontology annotation, molecular function: protein dimerization activity. The record is from RefSeq and is a predicted model, not a curated record.